Erigeron canadensis is the source of this 1805-nucleotide messenger RNA. RefSeq names its product receptor-like protein kinase ANXUR1. Gene Ontology annotation, cellular component: plasma membrane; plasmodesma. The transcript is spliced from 4 exons. Bases 39 to 1757 code for a protein of 572 amino acids. Gene Ontology annotation, biological process: protein autophosphorylation. Lineage: Eukaryota; Viridiplantae; Streptophyta; Magnoliopsida; Asterales; Asteraceae. Gene Ontology annotation, molecular function: ATP binding; transmembrane receptor protein tyrosine kinase activity. The record is from RefSeq and is a predicted model, not a curated record.
GACUAGAUUACCUCCACUCUAGUACCAAGGGCAAAGAGAUGAUAGUACACCGUGAUAUUAAAAGCGCAAACAUUCUAUUGGAUGAUAAUUGGGUGGCAAAGAUUGGGGAUUUUGGGCUCUCCAAAAUACACCAUGUGGAUCAAAAAGGUAGCACCCUCGUUACCUCCAAUAUUGCCGGGACAGAAGUGUAUUUGGAUCCGGAAUAUAUGAAUACAGGUAAGUUGAAAAAGGAAUCAGAUAUAUACUCUUUUGGAGUGGUGUUAUGUGAAAUCAUGUGUGGGAGGAUGGCAUAUGACAAUAUUUACUUCGCCAACAAUGAAAAAGGGCUCCCAUCAAUAGCAAGAAGAUGCUUCAAUGAUAGAACAUUGGAGGAAAUUAUAGAUCCAAAAUUAAGGGAAGCUGAUGAGGACAUUUUUAGGCUUGAUGGAGGUCUCAAUCAAGAUUCUUUGGACACAUUUUGCAACAUUGCGUAUCAAUGUUUGGCAGAAACUCAAGUAAAGCGUCCAACAACCGAAAUCAUCAUCAAAGAACUGACAAAAGCAUUUAAUUUUCAAAAAAAUAGCAAAGACAACCUCCAAAUUUCACUUGAAGAGAUUAAGUUAGCGACACAAAACUUCAGUGAUACCAAGUGCAUCGAAGAAGGAAGAUAUUGGAAGCAAUAUGAAGGGAAAAUUCCAAAUGCUAAUGGAUGUAUUGAUGUUGUUGCAAAGCGGUUCGAUAGCAAGUCUGAUAAAGGAAAUCAACAAUUCGUUGUGGAGCUUAAAGUUCUUUUUGAGCAUACAUACGAGAAUAUCGUUAGUCUAGUAGGCUAUUGUAAUGAAAAGGGUGAAAAAAUCAUUGUUUAUGAGUAUGCAUUGAAUGGAAGACUUGAUAAGCAUUUGGACAAUAUUAAUCUUACAUGGAUGAAACGCCUCAACGUAUGCGUUGAUAUUGCAAGAGGAUUGGAAUCUCUUCAUAGUGGUGGUUUAAAAGAAGGGACUCGGAUGAUGCAUAGAGACAUCAAAAGUUCUAGCAUUGUACUAGAUGGUGAUUGGAUUGCAAGAAUUUCUAAUUUGGAGUUGUGUUCCUUACUUUGGGAAGCUGGGGAAACUGAUCAUAUCACUGAUAAUGCUUAUAGAUCGAUGUGCUACGUCGAUCCAAAGUACAAAGUUAAUGGUUACUUAAGAGCGGCAUCAGAUAUAUAUUCAUUAGGGGUGGUGUUGUUUGAGAUAUUAUGUGGGAUUUUAGCGUGGACUGACGGAGGCAAGGGUCGCGAGUCUUUAGGUCUUUUGGCUACAAGGUGCUGUAAAGAAGAUAAGCUUAAUGACAUAGUGUUUCAGGGCAUAAAGGAACAAAUUAGUAUCCAAUCAUUCUCUAUAUUCCAACAGAUUGCCUAUAAAUGCUUAAACAACCAUUAUAAACUAGAAACUAGUAUGGUGGUAAAACAACUAAAGCGGGCACUCGAAUUCCAAGAGGAUUAUGAGAUAUGGGAGCCGAAAUUGCCUAAAGACUACAAAGAAAUAAUCUCAAUGUCAAAAAAUCCAGAGAUUUAUUUUGGUGGAAAGAAAAAGGAUAUAUACGACGUUCUCAACAAAGGAAUCCUCCUUCAAGAAGGCAAGCUGUGGUUUUUACUCGGGAGUAAUGGAGAAAGAAAUGAAAUGAUAUCUUCAAAAAAAUUGUCAUACAAAAAUAAACGGGCACAUACAUGGCGAUCUAUUCCGCAGUCAAGGUUCUCUUCUAUUAUUUACCUUGAUCUAUACUCAUCCGCACACAUAUAAUUGAAUGCUAUAUGCUAAAUUUCUUUUCUUUUUGGUUUUAUGACUUAU